Messenger RNA from Elgaria multicarinata webbii, 1550 nucleotides. RefSeq names its product sphingosine-1-phosphate receptor 3 (gene S1PR3). The transcript is spliced from 2 exons. The coding region runs from base 225 to 1364 and encodes 379 amino acids. Gene Ontology annotation, cellular component: plasma membrane; cytoplasm. Gene Ontology annotation, molecular function: sphingosine-1-phosphate receptor activity. NCBI's taxonomy places the organism in Eukaryota, Metazoa, Chordata, Lepidosauria, Squamata, Anguidae. Gene Ontology annotation, biological process: regulation of metabolic process; adenylate cyclase-activating G protein-coupled receptor signaling pathway. The record is from RefSeq and is a predicted model, not a curated record.
GGUGAGCUGAUCGCCCCGGGCGGGCGUCUCGCGAGCGUCAACUCGGCUGCGGCUAGAGGUCUCGGUGUUGGUGUCACAGGAUGCUGACAUGCAACCAACCAGUGAAGCUGGAAACAUCUUUAAAGGAGUGUUCGAAGGCGCGUGACGUGGGCUCCCCCUUGUGGAAAGCGAUUGGAACAAAACUUCCUUAAUUUGGAAUUAGCAUCCUAGUGGAAAGCUAAACAAUGGCUUUGGUCAGCACACCACCCACUGGUAUCUUUUUGUAUCAAGAAAAUGAAGCAAAUGCAAUGGACCCUGUGAUACACCUUCAUUACAAUUACACUGGAAAGCUUUACCGAGGAGAAAAAAGAGGCCUGACAACUAUCGCGCUUCUAAUCAUCUGUAGUUUUAUCAUCUUGGAGAACCUGAUGGUGCUGAUUGCCAUCUGGAAGAACAACAAAUUUCACAACCGCAUGUACUUUUUCAUUGGCAAUCUGGCUCUCUGUGAUCUGCUGGCCGGGAUAGUCUACAAAGUAAACAUCUUGAUGUCAGGAAAUAAGACCAUGAGCCUGUCUUUCAGGAUCUGGUUUGUUCGGGAAGGCAGCAUGUUUGUGGCUCUGGGCGCAUCCACAUUCAGCUUAUUAGCGAUUGCCAUUGAGCGACAUUUGACAAUGAUCAAAAUGAGGCCCUAUGAUGCUAAUAAAAAGUACAGGGUCUUCCUGCUCAUUGGAACAUGCUGGCUCAUUUCCGUUUCCCUGGGUGCUUUACCAAUCCUUGGUUGGAACUGUAUUGGCCACUUAAAGGACUGUUCCACCGUUUUGCCACUCUAUUCCAAAAAAUAUGUGGCAUUUUGCAUCAUCAUUUUCAUAGCCAUUCUAGUGGCCAUCGUAAUCCUCUAUGCCCGCAUUUAUAUCUUGGUGAAGUCCAGUAGCCGUAACGUCACUAACCACAGCAACUCGGAGAGAUCUAUGGCAUUGCUUAGGACAGUUGUGAUUGUUGUUGGGGUUUUCAUUGCCUGUUGGUCCCCGUUGUUUAUUCUGCUGCUGAUUGACGUGGCAUGCGAUGUGAAAGAGUGUCCCAUUUUAUACCAAGAAGAUGGGUUCAUUGCCUUGGCAGUCCUGAAUUCAGCAAUGAACCCCAUUAUCUACACUCUGGCAAGCAAAGAAAUGCGUCGGGCUUUCUUCCGCCUCGUGUGUGGCUGCCUGGUGAAGGCCAACGCCACAAUGUCUUUGCCUAUCCAGCCCACCCCAGAUCAGAGUCGAAGCAAAUCCAGCAGUAGCAACAACACACACAGACCCAAGGAGGAAUUCCCACAGACUAAAAGCUCAUCUUGUAUAGCAGAAAAAAAUGAAUCGUCAUUUCACAAUGGAAACUUCUGCAAAUGAAGCCCAUUAACUGUGCAAGCCAAGGAUUCCUCUGUGGCUUUUUAGAGCCAACUAGAAGCCUUUUUAGUGAGGUUUCAUGCACUUAAAUAAUAGGGGAGGAAGCACUAACCAAUUACUUAAGUUGAAUGCCUCUUUUUAGCACAAAACAUUUGGGUCUGGAUUUUGGUUUCAUGAGAGAUUGAUUCA